CGUCAACAGCUAGCGCGUAUUAGCGGUUACAGCGAGUGUCAUCGUUGCAUUUUAAUACGUGUCCGCUGGUGUCUGUCCGUCCGGUGUUUCUGCUACGUUGGUCACGUUUCGUGAAUCUAUGGAGUGUUUGUAUUGUCGGAUAUCAUUGAAUUUUUGUCUGUAGUAGCAUAAGGCGCCUAGCGCGCCUUCCCGUCACGAUGAACAUGUGUCGGGGUCGAUUGUUAUUCCACUUUAUGGCGCUUAGCCUACUCCCCUUUGCCCGUCCCGACGAGCACACUCACGUUUACGACGAUAACGACGAGGUUGUACUGUGGAUGAGUACUGUUGGACCAUAUCAUAAUCGCCAAGAAACUUACUCGUACUAUUCGUUACCUUUUUGUAUGGGCACAAAGGAUGUCAUCAAUCAUUAUCACGAAACUUUUUCUGAAGCACUGCAAGGCAUUGAACUGAAAUUUAGUGGGCUGGAGAUCGAAUUUAAGGCUGAUGUUUCAAAAACAGAGUAUUGUCAAAUAAGAUUGUCAGAAGAGAGUGAAAAAGCCUUUAUAUAUGCAGUGAAGAAUCAGUAUUGGUAUAAGAUGUACAUGGAUGACUUACCAAUUUGGGGAGUUGUGGGAGAACCAGAAGAAGAUAACGGGGUUACAUCUUAUUACAUUUGGACCCACAAGAAAUUUGAUAUAGGAUACAAUGGAAAGCAAAUAGUUGAUGUAAAUUUAACCAGUGAAAAUAAAGUGAAAUUGGUGCAAGGUGCAGCCAUUUCUUUUAGUUAUGAAGUCAAUUGGAAAAAGAGUAAUGAAAAAUUCGAAGAUAGAUUCAACAAAUACUUGGAUCCUAACUUCUUCCAACAUAGAAUUCAUUGGUUCAGUAUCUUCAAUAGUUUCAUGAUGGUAAUAUUUCUCGUUGGACUCGUUUCAAUGAUAUUAAUGCGCACCUUGAGAAAAGACUAUGCUAGAUACAGUAGAGACGAAGAAAUGGACGAUAUGGAACGAGAUUUAGGCGAUGAAUACGGCUGGAAGCAAGUUCACGGGGAUGUAUUUAGACCGGCUAGUCAUGCGAUGGUUUUCUCAGCUCUUAUAGGUGCAGGCUAUCAGGUCACAGUUGUUGUACUUAGCGUUAUCAUUUUCGCUAUCCUCGGAGAGCUUUAUACGGAAAGAGGGUCGAUGCUAUCUACAGCAAUUUUUGUAUAUGCCGCUACAUCACCUAUAAACGGUUACGCUGGCGGAGGUUUAUAUGCUCGCAUGGGAGGACGUAUUUGGAUCAAACAGAUGAUACUCAGUGCCUUUAUGUUACCUCUUAUCGUCUGUGGCACAGCAUUCUUCAUUAACUUUAUCGCUAUGUAUUAUCAUGCUAGCCGCGCUAUACCUUUCGGUUCUAUGGUGGCAGUUACAUGUAUUUGUAUAUUUGUUAUAUUACCAUUAACAUUGGUUGGAACCGUAUUAGGCCGUAAUUUAGCUGGAACACCGGACGCACCAUGUAGAGUUAACGCAGUUCCUCGACCUAUACCCGAAAAAAAGUGGUUUAUGGAACCACUGAUCAUCAUAAUGCUCGGUGGUAUCCUACCUUUCGGAUCGAUAUUCAUCGAAAUGUACUUCAUUUUUACUUCAUUUUGGGCAUAUAAAAUCUAUUACGUGUACGGUUUCAUGUUAUUAGUAUUCGUUAUUUUAAUGAUAGUAACCGUUUGCGUUACUAUCGUUUGUACAUACUUUUUGCUAAACGCUGAAGAUUAUCGAUGGCAGUGGACAAGUUUCUUAGCCGCAGCUUCAACUGCUGGAUAUGUCUACGUAUACUCCUUUUAUUAUUUCUUCUUUAAAACAAAAAUGUAUGGUCUCUUCCAAACAGCAUUUUACUUCGGUUACAUGGCGUUAUUUAGCCUGGCCUUAGGCAUAAUGUGCGGAACAGUCGGUUACGUUGGUACUAAUGCAUUUGUGCGAAAGAUUUAUUCCACAGUUAAAAUAGACUAAAGCACAACUUUAGUGUAACGUCUACGCCGUGGAUUAAAAAAAAAAAUUAAAGCGUACAGAAUGAUGUCUGCUGAUUUUCGCAAAGUAGGACUCUUCUUCCAGUAGUAUUAAUUACUUACAUUUAUCGCAACAUAAACGCACUUCAUAAAACGGAACAUCCGAAUCAAUGAAUAUUUGAGAAAUAUUUCUGUUGUUAUAUUUAUUGAUUUCUCAACAGAUUUUGUAUUACUCCGGAUUAAUGAAACAUUGUAACAUGUUCGAGUCGAGCAAACGAUUUAUUCAUCAGCACAGAAAUAUUUGAAGUCGAGUCCUAUGGCUAGUAGAUAGCGUACAUCUUCGAAACAAACUGUUUUCCAAUUCAAACAGUCGCAUAUAUUAUGCAUCCCAUGAGUCACAGUUCCGUAAUAUACAUAUAAAACACAGGUUCCGAUGAUUAUCUAACUAGGAUCACUAUUUUACUUACGAUAACUGACUAUAUAAUAUUGCUCAAUUUCGCUGAACACUGCUGGAAAAUAUACGUAGCGCAUAAAAGUUUAACAAAGGAAUUAUGAGUUUAUAUUUUGAAAGUUUCGAUAUACUCGACACGAAUGUUUUAUAAUUAAUUUCUGAUUAAAUAGUAACAUUUUCAAAUACCAGCGAAUGUCAAGGAUUCAUUAGAAUUUCGAAAACAUAAAAAAGAAAUACCAGUUGUGUGUAAAUAGUAUAUUAUAAUUUUCAAAGGAAAAGAAAUUGUUCGGAAUGCCUCAGUUGUGUGACUCUAGACUGGAAUUUUAGUCAUAUAAAGAACGACGUUUGAGUAUUGACGAUUAAUAACAUUAAUUUUUAGAUAAGCUAGGUGUUAGAUCGAAGUAAGGAUGUGAACAUAACAAAUUUUGUUACCAUUGGCUUCAUACUAUCCGCCACAUUUCAUUCGUGUGGAUUUUCUUUACUACAAAGUACGAGUGCAUUGGUAAAAUGUAAAGUAUUGUGAGUCUAUAUCCAGAGAUAAGAUGAUUCUUUCGAUAGCGACCCUCUUCACGCAGAAAAACGCCUAAGGGGGGAUCGAUCGCUGCUAAAGGACUAACGAUAAAACGAAGGAGAUUGGGAUUUGGAAAUCACAGUGAACAUGUUUAUCCUGAUGAUACACUGUCGAAUGACGAAUAUCAGUGAGGACAUUCGAACGAAUAUACAGUUUGUUGUUAGUCGUAGCAGUUCUAAGAAAUAUAAAAUUUCUACGUACAAAUCUA
Messenger RNA from Hylaeus anthracinus, 3184 nucleotides. RefSeq names its product transmembrane 9 superfamily member 3 (gene TM9SF3). Gene Ontology annotation, cellular component: membrane. The transcript is spliced from 10 exons. Lineage: Eukaryota; Metazoa; Arthropoda; Insecta; Hymenoptera; Colletidae. Gene Ontology annotation, biological process: protein localization to membrane. The record is from RefSeq and is a predicted model, not a curated record. Bases 198 to 1958 code for a protein of 586 amino acids.